CCUUCUGGAAAAUUCUUCCCGGUUCUGGCCACGCAAAUGCCAGAAACCGUACAAAUGUCCGGCAUGACGAACGGCCAUGUCAACGCUGCAUACGUCCCAGAUGAAGACGCGGAUUCCGAAGACUCCGAAGCAUCUUCACAUGAAAUAGUGGAUGAGGUUUUCGAUUCUGAUCGUGAAACGGAACCGAAAGUAUGCUUCCCACCUGAAGUCGGAAAUGGAGACAUGUCUCGUAAACAAUCUACAAAAGAGAAAAGCAUGUUUUGGGAUGUGUUCCGAACUGGUUCAGACGACAACGUGUCGAGUUCAGAGAUAGACUGCUGGAAUAAAUGCACUGUCAUCGCCCGUAUCAUCGUCCUCAUCAUCAUGUUCGUAAUCGUGCUGAUAUUCUCAGUUUUGUCUAAACUCACUUUCGUCAUGAUGACCUCAAACAUGUUUCCACCAGCCGAUAAUUCGAAAAGUGCCGCGCAUAAAACUUUUAACGGAAAAUUGACAUACCACAAUGGUGGAACAAUGAAUGUUACGUGGAUAUGGGCUUUUAAUAUGGUACUGUCGGCGCCAUACUUCUUUACAUUUUGUAAGUACCUCUGGAGAUUAUGUUUCAAGAAGACAGGAAAACUACAAUGGCGUCCUUUUCUCGCCUCGAUGGUAACAGAGACGCUGCACACUAUUGGCCUUUCCUUCUUCGUGUUUCUUGUUCUGCCCAGUUUUGAACCAAUAGCGGCGUGCCUUUUAUGCAUGAACAUCGCAUUGAUACCAGGAAUACUAAAGAUUUUCUAUCCAGCAAGAACUGUUAAAAAGGUGGAGCCAAGUAAAUCAGUUAGAUUUGCGCGGUUGAUGAACUUCAUAGCUUGUGUCUUACAGAUUGCCAGUCUGGCUUUUUGGAUUCUGUAUGUAUAUAACGACCCAAUAAAACCCUCUGGGGAUCUUUAUCUCAUCAUAGCGAUGGUUGUCUCCCCUAUAUUCAUAUCUGUGAACUACUGGGAAAACUACGUUCGCAAAGGUGACAAAGACUCCUCAGGCCUGCCAUAUCUCAAAAGAAUGAUCACACGGGGAAGAACGAAAAUCGGACUGCUUACCAUGCUAUGGAAACUUGUACUGACCUACAGUGUCAUGCCCGCUCUAUUGUUCGGCGCCAACUGCAAUUCAUCGACAUCCUGCAUUGACUCCGUUUUCUACCACUUUGAAGAUAAUGUUACACCACACAUGAACACGCCUAUAGGUGAUGAUAUAAUCAUGCAGGAUAACAGAGAAGAUUGUUGGUAUUUGCCAUUACUGAUGGCAGUUACGAACAUCCUUUCCGACAUUAUCUGUUUCAAAGUGGCGAAGGCAGCUUGCAAAAUAUUGGCUCACAAAGUUGGAUAUGCACUUCCGAUCGCGUUAUCGACACCGGUCACGAUUGCGUUACUGUUUGGCAGUUACUCCAGUACCACAGUGUCCACCUUGGCUUCCUGUAAGAUUCCCUUCCCAACCUGGGAUGGUGACGCCAGUAACGUUGUUGAUGAAUUCGACUUCUUCAAGUAUGCUGUUAUCGCAGGAAUUCUAGCUUACAUGUCACUUCUUCUCAUAACAAAUCACGUGUGGUCACCGGGCAAGGAGAGGCUCGCCGCCACCGAAAAGAUCUUUGUUAAACCUCUGUAUUGUGGAGCCCUUCUCGACCAAUCAAUGCUACUCAACAGACGGCGAGUAGACGACGAGUUCAAGUCAGCCAAUGAGAAGAAGGUCAAGGUGGAUAUCCCUAUCCCGGACAUACCGACUGACCGGCAAACAGAUAUCGGGGAAGAAUGGUCCUUCCUGCGCAAAGACGACACUCCUUUCCUCUAUCUUUGCGCAACCAUGUGGCACGAGACAGAAGUCGAAAUGACACAAAUUCUCAAGUCCUUGUUCAGAAUGGAUGAUGAUCAGUGUGCAAGACGCCAUCUACAGAUGUACCUCGGUAUCCGAGACCCAGAUUACUACGAAUUCGAAGGUCACAUUUUCUUUGACGACGCGUUUGACAGUCAUGACGAAGACGGGACCGAAUACUUUGCCAAUGAAUUUGUUCAGUUAUUGGUUAAUGUUAUGGACAUAGCAGCGAGUGCAGUCCAUGGCAACGUGAUACGUGUGCCACCCCCUACCAAGAUCCCUACCCCUUACGGUGGACAGCUAAUCUGGAGACUUCCUGGUGGCAACAAACUCAUCGCUCAUCUCAAAGACAAGGCCAAAAUACGUCAUAGGAAACGAUGGAGCCAGGUGAUGUACAUGUACUACUUCCUGGGUCAACGCCUGAUGAACAUUCCAAAUAAAAGUCGGCGACAGAAAGAGACGAUAGCUAAUAACACAUUCCUACUGGCCCUGGAUGGUGAUGUCGACUUCCAGCCAUCCGCGGUACAGCUGCUGGUCGAUAGGAUGAAGAAGAACCCGAAAGUUGGUGCAGCAUGUGGCCGCAUCCACCCGAUAGGCUCAGGUCCCAUGGUAUGGUACCAGAAGUUUGAGUACGCUAUCAGCCAUUGGCUUCAGAAGGCUGCCGAACACAUGUUGGGUUGUGUGCUUUGUAGUCCUGGCUGUUUCAGUCUGUUUCGGGGUAAGGCUCUCAUGGACGACAACGUCAUGAAGAGAUAUACUACACUCCCAACAGAACCGGCUCAUUAUGUCCAGUAUGAUCAAGGCGAAGACCGGUGGCUAUGCACAUUACUUAUACAGCAAGGUUACCGUGUAGAAUAUGUUGCGGCCUCAGACGCAUUGACCUAUGCCCCGGAAGGAUUUUACGAAUUCUACAACCAGAGAAGAAGAUGGACACCGUCUACCAUGGCCAAUAUUAUGGAUCUUCUAAUGGACUGGAAAAACGUCACACGUAAGAACGAAGACAUAUCCAUGCUCUACAUCUUCUACCAGAUGUUUCUGAUGGUGUCCUCUAUUUUGACCCCGGGAACAAUUUUCUUGAUGAUACUGGGCGCCAUCACAACUGGCUUCCCGACAAUCAAUGUCUGGACUGCGUUUGGAAUAAACCUGGCGCCCGUCAUAUUGAUGGUGAUUCUGUGUUUCGUAGCGUCAUCACAAACCCAGUUGGCGUACUCGGCAAUCUUAUCAACAGUGUACUCCUUACUCAUGAUGAUAGUGUUUAUCGGUUUACUAAAAGAAGCCGCUGAGGCCGGAUUCUGUUCUGUCACGACUGUCUUCCUUCUGUUUGUGGCUGGUGUCUUCGUUCUGGCUGCAUGUCUUCACCCACAAGAGUUUUUCUGUGUCUUACACGGGUUUCUCUACUUCCUGUCCAUCCCUUCGAUGUCUAUGCUGCUCAUGAUCUACUCUCUUGGAAACCUCCACGUGGUUUCCUGGGGAACACGGGAAUCCAAGCAACCAACCACGGCUCCGAAACCCGCGGAACAAAAAAAGGACGAGGGCAGGUUAGGUCAAGUGAAGGACUGGAUCAAUAAGCAAAUGCCUGCAAGCGGUUCAGCAGCAAACCCUUCCUCGGAAUAUGCCUUCUCGUUCGGGAAUUUAUUUAGGUGUUUUUGCUGUCCAACCAACGAUCAUAGUGAAGAUGACAAGUUUAAACAAAUUCUAUUUCGUCUGGCCGAAAUGGAAGAGCGCAUUACAGACGUUACUCGCCACACUUCAAGGAAUGCUUCUUCAAAUUAUUUACCAGAAGCUGAAUCUAUUGUACAAACUGAAACUCCAUUUUCUCAAGCGACAGGGUUAUUUGAAGGUGCAGGAGAACGUCAAAAUCCCAUGUUUGAACCGGUGGUGGUUCCGAAGAGGAAUGACUUAGUUAAUCCAUACUGGUUAACAGACAAAACCCUUAAGAAUGGAGCUGUUGAUCGCAUGGGCAAGGAUGAAACAGAGUUUUGGAGAAACUUUAUCGAAAAGUAUCUCUAUCCUCUCGAAAAAAACCCGGACGUUGAGAAGAAAAUUGCGAAUGAUCUGAUAGAGCUUAGAAACAAAACGUGUUUGGCGUUUCUUCUGAUUAAUGCUCUCUUCGUAACCAUUGUCUUUGUUUUAACGAUUGUCAAUGCUGCAGACAGCAGUCUAUCGAUACCUCUGCCAUGCACUAACACCAACGGCGAUGACCAAGGCCAAGUCGAACCAAUCAGCUUCGCGUUUACGGUCGUGUUUGGAAUGUUGCUAUUCGUUCAAUUCAUCUGUAUGUUAUUCCAUAGACUGGCAACCCUACUACAUAUUUUGGCGGCGACUGAAAUCAAAGCCAAGCGGCGUAUCAGACAAUCGUUACAAGGGGAUGAUCAGGACGAACGUUCUAUCGGUGUCGAUGAAGGUUUACAGCUUGUGCGCGACAUGCAGUCAGCCGCUAUUGAAGACGACACGCGAUCCAUCGUAUCUGAAUUUAGUACAACAAGUGAGCCCGAGGAUGAUGAAGUCACUAUCGGAAAAACGAAAGGGAAACAACUUUGGAAAAAAUUCGAUCAAAGACGACGAGAACAACAGAAGAGCACGCUUGGUAAAAAUUUUCUUCGGAACUUCCAGAAACUUCAGAAUGUUAUGGACGAUGAUGAUAAUAUGAGCACAACAGGCGUAGCUGAAGGAACUGUAGAAGAAGAUGCCACAAGGAUGAACGAUAUCCAGAAGAAAUUCUCUCGUUUUGGUCGUCCAUCUUUGUUCACAAUCACGAAAAUGAUCAGAAAUUCCUCUAAUCGUGAUGAGAUAAGACGGCGUGGAAGUAUGGUAACUGCUAGGAAUAGGUGGAAGACAGCAAUCAAACAAAGUAAGUUGAAAGAGCUCAUGGCUAAAGCCAGAGACAAUGGAGGAAAUACUGAGGGUAGUUCCGCCAAUGGAGGGAACCGAUUCUCGGCGUUGGUGAAUGCCGCCGUUAUGAAAAACAGAGAAAAUGAGCAAAAAAACAAACCAGAAAAUGAUGUCAUCAAAGAAGAAGAGGAGGAAGAAGAUAAAACAGAAUCUGACAAGCAAACAGAUGCAGUAGUUCACUUCAAUAGCAACAUGGACACAGCACAAGGGGAUACCCAGCCAGAACCCCCGACCUUUCAUGGACAGUCGACUGGGCUGGAAAACGUAGAUGUUCUGUUUUGAGGAAAUGUAAAGAUGUGCUGGACGCAUUUGUAUGUUUUGAACAUGUAUGUGUAAAACACAGUCAAUACUGUAAAUAGUUUCUGUAGCACCAAAGAGGCAUACCUGCUUGUUUUUUUUUGUUUUUUUUUAUGUAAUGUAUCUUUCAUCAAAAUUGUUCACAUUUGCCUCUACUAUGUGUAGUUACAUUAUUAUUUUUAUUCCGAAUUUCAACGAAAAAGUAGUUUUUAUCACCCCGUGAAAUUACAAAAUGAAAACUACCAAAUAAUAUGUUUAAGGAAGUCCCAACUGUACGAAAGAUCAUAUAGACAAACAAUUGGAUUAAAAAAGAUCAAGUAGUCGUUUUUUAGAUAACAGAAAGGAGAAAAUUUCGACGAAAAACGGUGUUAUUAUAAUUAAUUUCUUGACAUUUUUGACAGCGAUGAGCAUCCUUAUAUAAUAAUACACGGUUUUGUUGCAGGUAAACACGAUUUUGCUCAAUAAGCGAAGGAUAUUCCCAACUGUUUAUGUCGAUAUAAUAAUUUCAGUUCCGGUCAAUGCAAAUAAAAACUAAACUCCGACCUGUCACAUGGCACAGUCAGUUUGAAAGUUGUAUUGUAGACGUAUAUUGACGUCCUAAUGACUCCUAAUCGAUGUAUCGUGGGGCGGUUUGGUUUAAAGGGGGAGGAUAUAAAAAUUAAACAUCAUAAUCCUACAAACUUUAGGCAAUUUAUUUUAAUAACUCAUAAAGCAGUUUUGCUCUGUUUCAUACAUUAUUUGUAAUUAAGAGGUUUCUAUUUUUGUCAAUGCUAUUCGUUAUAGUUUACUUUUCCGUUGGACUGUGUUUCUAUAGAAACGAUGUAAAUAUCUAUAUCAGGUUAUACCUAAUCUCAGACAUGCAGGCUUGUUUUAUGAUUGAUUUUGGAUUAAGAUUUUCAGCGAAUUAACAAGUAAUACCACAAUCCGAUAGACAGGAGGAUUUCAGGUAUUAUUCCAUUGUUGACUAGAUUUUUCCACUGCGUCACAUAUUUCCAUGUAUAUGAUAGUGACUCUUCUUUUCAAAUUACAUUCGGUACAUUUGUAGAUUUGCAAUGAUAUCCAAUUAUGUAUAUAUGACUGUUUGAUUAAGAAUGUGGAGAUGGCGCAUUGGUAUAAGAUGCGGGUAUUUUUGGCUAGGCAAUGAAGUGACGUGAAUAUAUCAUAUUCACUAUGUGCUGUAAGCCUAAGGUUAAAGAGUUGAGUUUCCCAUCGUUGCUGUACUCUGUUGAAUAUAUAAUUGUUUUCUUAUAUAUAGAUGUGUAAAUUAUUGUUCUUUUGUGAUUAUAUAAAAAGGAAAGUAAAUAUUUCGUACCAUUUUUAUAAAUAAAUAGUAGGUGUAUGUGUAUCCCUCCUCCCCCCAUAUGAUGGAAUGUAUAAUGUAAAUACUUUCUGUACAGUACUUAAUGUACAGUAAUUACAUAAUUGUUUUUGUGUCGCCAAUCGGAAUGUAAUUAGCCUAGUAACAUGUAUAUAUAGGUAUUAUUGUCUACCCAACCAGAAUGAAAUUACCUGCAGUAUGUAAAAAAUAUGUCCUGUUGAUUCGGGAUCCAUGCUUUUUUGUUACUCAUUAAACAAGCUGUGAUAUAAUUAUUCGUAAUCAAUUAAUGUAACCGCAUUUUUUUUUUUUUUUUUUUUUUUGCAUUUUCAAACUUAUCAGGUCAACGCACCAACAUUUUUACUAUAUAAUAAAAUACAGAGAAUAUAAUUAGCACAACCGUAAUUAAGCAAUGCUCCCAGCGCGGAAACAUCUGUAACAUAUGUAUCUAUUGUAGUAUUUAGUGAAAUUUGUUUGAUAGUAAUGGGAUCUAUGACGUCAUUGAGACUUUUGAGUUGGUCUUUAUCUAUCCUUCCUAUUACCUAUGUUUAGUUCGAAAUAUACUGCCCAGAUAAUCAUAACCGGAUUAGGAUAAAUUGCUAGAUAACCUUUUGUAAUGAUUGUAAUUGAAAUGCAGAAAGUAUUCAGCAUUUUAUAGAAAAAAAAGCAUUUAUCAGUCAGCUAUAGCAGUACAAGCCAUGGGUCAAACGUGGGAAAUUUCUCUUUUUAUAUCUCAAAGAUUGUUAUCACCGAUUCAUAGAUAAAAACAUUAUAAAUAUAAAAUAUAAAACAAAGUUAAUGUUUUUUUCUUUGGCAGGACUUGUCAUCGUAUGUACAACGACGAGGGACAAGAAUUUGUUGAUAACAAUAGAAAUUUAUCUUUUCAUCACCUGUACCUUUGUAAGAAAAUAUUGUAAUAAUGAGUGUUUUCUGUUGUAUUGAGCUAUUUUGAUGGAUUGUUCAAUACUGCAUUGUAUACAGAUAUCGUUCGUUCUAUUGGAAUCCCUACAUUCAGUGGUAACAAUCACUUUCAGUUUUACGAGGGAUGCUACAAAAUAUAUUACCUGAUAAGGAAGGCAAUCGGUUCAUUUAAACGGUGUUUGACGUAACCUUUGUUUUGAUUAGAAACGAUAGACAAUGUGUGCAUUAAUUAUGUAUUUUUUAUUUCAUCAUUUAAGUUAUUUGACUCUCUCUCUGUCUCUCUGUCUCUCUCUGUCUCUCUCUCUCUAUUUUCAUAUAUUACCUUAUUAUAAUAUCCCGUUUUACAUGUAUAUUUUCGGGUUAUAUUAUAUGUGUUAAAGUUAUGUUAUUUCAAAAAUAAUGUAUAGUUUAUGUGUAUGUUUGAAAUGUUUUACCCUAGAUGUUUUUAUCAGAUUAUAUUUGUAGAAAUCAUCUCUAUAUUUAUUGAAAUCAAACUGAGUGAAUUCAACUUAUAUUUUUGUAUUGAAUGCGAUGAAAAUCAAAAUUAUCAUUUUUUCUUCAAUAAUAAUUAAUUAAAAUUGAUAAAC
Molecule: messenger RNA, 7854 nt
Organism: Pecten maximus
Lineage: Eukaryota; Metazoa; Mollusca; Bivalvia; Pectinida; Pectinidae
Product: chitin synthase chs-2-like
Exons: 15
Coding region: 37-5016 (1659 amino acids)
Cellular component (GO): cell septum; cell periphery
Molecular function (GO): chitin synthase activity
Source: RefSeq, a predicted model, not a curated record